Molecule: messenger RNA, 3148 nt
Organism: Helianthus annuus (common sunflower)
Lineage: Eukaryota; Viridiplantae; Streptophyta; Magnoliopsida; Asterales; Asteraceae
Product: importin subunit beta-1
Exons: 3
Coding region: 257-2866 (869 amino acids)
Biological process (GO): protein import into nucleus
Cellular component (GO): cytoplasm; nucleus
Molecular function (GO): nuclear import signal receptor activity; small GTPase binding
Source: RefSeq, a predicted model, not a curated record
AUCUCACCGAUUACAAAAGAAAACUAGGGUUUUAGAAAAGACAGGUCGGCGAUCUCGGGCAGUUCGGUCACCUGCCCGUUUUGCUAUUUCUCUUUCCCCUCUUCUUCAUCCCUCCCGCUUCCUCUCAUUCAUUCGAAAUAUAAACUCUCUCACUACACUCACACUCUCUCUCCCUAAAACUCACACAAUAUUUCAACCUCUGCGGUACUUCAAAUCUCAUCCGCGUUCAUCCAAUUUCAUCUACAGUAAGGAAAAAAUGGCUGUCGAGAUUACGCAAUUCUUGUUAGCUGCUCAAUCAGCUGAUACAAAGGUUCGAACUGACGCAGAGGGCAAGCUUCGACAGUUCCAAGAGCAAAACCUUCCUGGAUUUCUUCUCUCUUUAUCACUUGAGCUCUCGAAUGAUGGGAAGCCUAUGGAGUCUCGUAGAUUGGCUGGUAUUGUGCUUAAGAACUCAUUGGAUGCUAAAGACGCUACCACAAAGGAACACUUGGUGCAACAGUGGAUGUCAAAUGAUGCGCCUUUCAGAUCCCAAGUCAAAGGCCUGCUGUUAAAUACUCUCGGUUCAUCUGUUCCCGAAGCAGGUCACACUGCUGCUCAAGUCAUCGCCAAAAUCGCUUCGAUAGAAAUUCCAAGAAAAGAAUGGCCUGAGCUUAUCGGUUCUUUGCUUGGAAACAUGACCCAACAAGAUAAGCCGGCAUCAUUGAAACAAGCAACUUUAGAGGCACUUGGGUAUGUAUGUGAAGAGAUAUCCCACAACGAUCUUGUGCAAGAUGAGGUUAACUCUGUCCUCACUGCUGUGGUGCAAGGUAUGAAUGUUACCGAACAGAGCUCUGUGCGUCUUGCGGCAGCUACCGCGUUGUACAACGCUCUUGAUUUUGCACAAACCAAUUUCGAAAACGAGAUGGAGCGGAACUACAUCAUGAAAGUUGUGUGCGAAACAGCCAUGGCGAAAGAAUCUGACGUUAGACAAGCUGCUUUUGAAUGUCUAGUGUCAAUAGCGUCAACCUACUAUGAUGUUUUAGAGCCAUAUAUGCAGACUCUUUUUGAACUAACCGCAAACGCCGUCAAAGGAGAUGAGGAAGGUGUUGCUCUUCAAGCGAUUGAAUUCUGGAGUUCUAUCUGUGACGAAGAGAUCGAUCUUCAAGAUUUCGAAAGUGGCGAUUCAUACCCGCAUUCACGUUUCAUCGAGAAGGCUCUAUCGUUGUUGGUUCCCAUGUUGCUUGAAACUUUAUUGAAGCAGGAUGAAGAUCAGGAUCAAGAAGACGGUAUCUGGAAUCUCGCCAUGGCAGGGGGAACGUGCCUCGGUCUUGUCGCUAGAACUGUUGGUGACGCUAUAGUGCCGUUAGUUAUGCCUUUCGUGCAGGAUAACAUAUCAAAACCCGAUUGGCGAUCUCGUGAGGCUGCUACAUAUGCGUUUGGAUCAAUUCUCGAAGGCCCAAGUGUUGAAAAGCUAUCGCCGAUGGUUAUAUCGGCAUUAGACUUUCUGCUUAAUGCCAUGAAGGAUCAAAACAGUCAUGUGAAAGACACCACUGCAUGGACCCUCAGUCGUAUAUUCGAACUGUUGCACAGUCCAGCCACGGGGUUUUCCGUCAUUUCACCUGCUAAUCUUCAACGAGUUAUGGUGGUCCUUCUAGAAAGUAUCAAAGAUUCUCCCAAUGUUGCGGAGAAGGUCUGCGGGGCUAUUUAUUUUCUCGCUCAAGGCUAUGAAGGUUUUGAAACUGGCUCCUCUGUUCUCACACCGUAUCUUCCGGAUAUCAUAACCGCGCUUAUAUCAACCGCUGAACGAACAGACGCUAAUGAUACAAAGUUAAGGUCUGCUGCUUAUGAAACCUUGAAUGAGGUGGUUAGAUGUUCUAAUAUAGCUGAAUCAUCUCAAUUAAUAGCGCAACUUCUUCCAGUUAUCAUGAACAAACUGGGACAAACAAUCGAGCUUCAGAUUCUAUCAUCAGAUGAUAGAGAAAAACAAGGAGACCUGCAAGCUUUGCUUUGCGGUGUCAUGCAAGUAAUUAUUCAGAAACUUAGCGGUACUGAUGUAACUAAGCACGUUAUAUUACAAGCUGCGGAUCAGAUCAUGGUGCUAUUUCUCAAGGUGUUUGCUUGUCGUAGCUCAACUGUACAUGAAGAAGCAAUGCUUGCCAUUGGUGCUCUUGCGUAUGGCACUGGACCGCAAUUCGAGAAGUACAUGCCGGAGUUCUACAAAUAUUUGGAAAUGGGUCUUCAGAAUUUUGAGGAAUACCAGGUUUGCUCCAUCUCUGUUGGUGUGGUUGGUGAUAUAUGCCGGGCUUUGGAUGACAAGAUGCUACCGUACUGUGAUAAUAUCAUGACGCUUCUCCUUAAGGAUCUUUCUAGCGGUGACCUGCAUCGGUCUGUUAAGCCUCCGAUUUUUUCGUGCUUUGGUGAUGUGGCACUUGCGAUUGGGGAACACUUUGAAAAGUAUGUUUCGUAUGCAGUGCCGAUGAUGCAAGGUGCUGCCGAAGUGUGUGCACAGAUAGACAAUACGGAUGAAGAGAUGGUGGAGUAUGGUAAUCAGCUGAAGAGAAGCAUCUUUGAGGCGUAUUCAGGUAUCUUACAAGGGUUCAAGAGUUCAAAGGCUGAGAUCAUGUUGCCUCAUGCUCCACAUCUUUUGAAGUUCAUAGAAGUUGUUGUUAAGGAUGCUAACAGAGAUGAGAGUGUGGUGAGAGCGGCAGUAGCAGUGUUGGGAGAUCUUGCGGAUGCACUUGGUCCAAAUGUGAAGGUGCUAUUCAAAGAUAUGGCGUUCUGUAGUGAGUUUUUGGGAGAAUGUCUUCAGUCUGAAGAUGAACAACUCAAGGAGACUGCUACUUGGACCCAAGGGAUGAUUGGGCGUGUGUUUUCGGUACGUGGGUAAAUUUGGUAAUCGAAGCAUACGGCGCAUUUAUAUGGUACAAGUUUAGUUGUCUGGGUCAAGGUUGGGAAAUGUCAUAUGUUAGUCAUGAGUGUUGACUGUCUUUUUGUACUGAUUUUAAGUACAACUUUUGGGGGAAAGGUCAUUGUGUACAAGACUUGGCCACUAUUACGGUGGCUGAUCAUUUUUAUGAUUUUUUCUUUCGUUGCAUCCUUUGUCAUGUUAUGAUGUCUGUCCCAUGAAAAUUUUGAGAUUUCCUUUUAAGUUUUUCUAGUAGAUAUUGAA